Messenger RNA from Melozone crissalis (California towhee), 2034 nucleotides. It is a transcript of the gene AGPAT3, whose product is annotated as 1-acylglycerol-3-phosphate O-acyltransferase 3. The record is from RefSeq and is a predicted model, not a curated record. Lineage: Eukaryota; Metazoa; Chordata; Aves; Passeriformes; Passerellidae. Bases 324 to 1454 code for a protein of 376 amino acids. Gene Ontology annotation, cellular component: endoplasmic reticulum; endomembrane system. The transcript is spliced from 10 exons. Gene Ontology annotation, molecular function: 1-acylglycerol-3-phosphate O-acyltransferase activity.
GCUCCCGCAGCCGCCCGCCCCGCUCGCCCCUUCCCCGCCUCCCGAGGGCAGCGGCGCCCAGCCAGCCCGCCGCCGCCGGGGGUUGGAGGCUGAAGCGGGCAGAGGCAGCUCCGGCUCUUCCCGAGGAGGAGGAGGCGGCGGCGGGGACUGCAGGCAAAUGAGAAAGCAAAUCUCUUGAGACAUAAGCAGUGGUACUUCCCUGGAGGGAGGAGAUGGGGAUUCUCCUGUUGCUCUGAGUGUUGCCAGGUGCCAGAAGUGGUCCCCAGUGGUGGUGGACAGUUAUUCUGAGUGACGGCCCUUGCACACGCUUCUGAGUGGUUAUCAUGGGCUUCAUUGCCUUCCUGAAGACCCAGUUCAUAGUUCACCUCCUCAUUGGGUUCGUCUUUGUUGUCAGUGGACUGAUCAUUAACUUCAUCCAACUAUGCACGCUGCUCCUCUGGCCCAUCAACAAGCAGCUCUAUCGCCGAGUAAACUGUCGCCUUGCCUAUUCCCUAUGGAGCCAGUUGGUAAUGCUGCUGGAAUGGUGGUCAGGCACAGAGUGCACCCUGUUCUCAGACGAGGCCACGGUGAAAACCUUUGGGAAGGAACAUGUCAUCAUCAUCCUGAACCACAACUUUGAGAUCGACUUCCUGUGCGGCUGGACGAUGACGGAGCGCUUUGGAGUGCUGGGGAGUUCCAAAGUUCUUGCGAAGAGAGAGCUGCUCUAUGUGCCCCUAAUCGGCUGGACGUGGUACUUCCUUGAGAUUGUUUUCUGCAAAAGGAAAUGGGAAGAGGACAGAGAUACAGUCAUUGAGGGAUUGAAACGUUUGUCUGAUUAUCCUGAAUAUAUGUGGUUUCUGCUGUACUGUGAAGGAACUCGUUUCACAGAGACCAAGCACCGCAUCAGUAUGGAAGUAGCUGAAUCCAAGGGGUUGCCUAAACUGAAAUACCACCUGUUGCCCAGAACCAAAGGUUUCACCACUGCUGUCCAGUGUCUCAGGGGAACAGUUUCAGCAGUGUAUGAUGUAACACUAAAUUUCAGAGGAAACAAGAACCCAUCUUUAUUAGGAAUUCUUUAUGGAAAGAAAUAUGAAGCAGAUAUGUGUGUAAGGAGAUUUCCUCUGGAAGAUAUCCCUCAAGAUGAAAAGGAAGCUGCAAACUGGCUUCAUAAGCUUUACCAGGAAAAGGAUGCUUUGCAAGAGAUGUAUAAUCAGGAAGGUAUAUUUCCUGGCAAGCAGUUUAAACCUCCUAGGAGACCAUGGACUCUCCUAAACUUCCUUUUUUGGGCCACAGUUCUCCUCUCUCCUCUCUUCACAUUUGGCUUUGGAGUUUUUGCAAGUGGAUCACCUCUCCUUAUCCUUGCAUUCCUGGGACUUGUAGGAGCAGCUUCCUUUGGAGUUCGUAGACUGAUAGGAGUAACUGAAAUAGAAAAAGGCUCCAGCUAUGGCAACCAGGAAUUCAAGAAAAAGGAAUAACUGACGGCUGCAGAUCAGCAUCUAUAACCAGACUAUGGUAUCCGAUUAACUUCAGUUAAAAAAACAACAACAAACACUUAGAAACUAUCUUUUUCUUAAUAACUGAUGACUAAUAUUAAUGAAUAAAACUUGAGCCAAGAAUGAAGAAGGUGGAGGCAUCGACUGAAGAGAAUGCACCAACCUUCUGCCUGUUCAAGGAUUACUGUAGUCAAGCUGUGGGAGAAAAUCUGGGGUGGGGUGGAAGAAGAAACUAAUUUUUCUUGCUUUGUUGGGGGACUUGGGGUGGGGGAGAAAAGAGGGCAUUGGCCAUGGCCACGUGUAUCUUCAGAUGACUGAAAACUGGUUUCUGUCAAGAGCACUACACUCACUUUUACAACAGGAGCCAUUGAAUGUUUCCUCUUGCUAAAGCCAACAUAACAUUUAUUGAUUUUCAACUUCUCUUACUAAUGAGCCAGGAAAAAACACCCUCCUUAAAUGAAUUGACAGGUGUUCAUUGGGUUAGAGUCUUUUUGGCUGUGUUGUCAUGGCUACAGAUGAAAUCCUGUUUGUAUGUUACACUGACACUUUUUAUUUUCAGGCA